AUGGACUGUGGUAGUCAGCCGGAUAUCACCAGUACCCGACAGCCCCAAGCCUUCUCCAGUCUGAGCCGUCUCUUCAGCCAGCCUAGUACUCUAGAGAGAGUUGCUCAAGAUAGUCAAGGGUACACCGGUAUCAGCAGAUUAGAAGAAUUCGCAGCAUUCUCUGAUCCCAUCCUUGUCCUGAGUAAUUUGAUGGACACGUUGCGAGAACAUCGCAUUCCCGGACCACGGUUGCUGCGGUUGAAGAGAGAAUUCAAUGUUCCAUUAGGACAUGGUGCACAGUCGGAAAUCUUCGGGUUUGACUGUUCCGUUUUAACAGUCUCCGGGCUGGAUGCUUGGGAUGGACGGCUUCCUACAGUAAUCCGCAAGCUAAAUACUAUCGCCGUAAAGCGCUCGCGAGUUGUAGUAUCAGGGAAGAAAGGGAUCACUAACAACACUUCGACGAGUUCGGAAGAGUUCGUUUUUCAAUGCGCCGCGGCCCAUCGAGAAAUCGACGUCUUGUGUCAUCAACCCCUCCGCAAGCACCCAAAUAUAGUUCGCUUGGUCGCCUGGGGUUUGUGUCUGGAUAGCCUUGAAGAUAGUGAUGAUGAAGUCCCCCGAGUUCCUCUACUCAUUCUCGAAAGAGCUUCCUGUAGUUUGGCAGCCUUUCUCGGGAAUAAGUUCAUGUACAGACGCUACUUCGACUUUUAUGAUGUCUGUGAACUCUUGCUAGAUAUUGGACAUGGUCUGGAAGCAAUUCAUCAACAUGGAUUUGCUCAUGGAGAUCUAAAACCGGACAAUAUUCUUCUAUUCGAGAAGUACGGUGAAUGGUCUGCCAAACUAUGUGACUUUGGCCUCUCCACUAGCGAUGCAUCUUACUCCAAUGGAAAAAUGGAGUAUCGAGGCACACCUGGGUGGCGCGCACCAGAAUUCCACCGUCAGAGCUGGGCACCGCUGGAUUUACGUGGCCACCAACGAUGUGAUGUUUUUGCAUUUGGACUUGUGGUGUGGAGUACAUUCACACAUGGGCGCGCACCUCUUCAACCGCACAUGGAGAGUAUUGGAGACGCACUUCAGCAAGCGACAAUAGAUCUCACGGCCCACCGUGGACUUUCAAUUCAACAAUGUGAUAGAAUUGUUGUUACGCUCCAAAGUGCCCUAAUGAAAGAUCCGGAAGCACGACAGAACCGCCCCUGGAGGUACUUGGAUGCAAUAGCCUACAAGCGAGUUGGAAAACAGGUCAGAUUAUGGCGAUCACUUGUCAAGAAGACUCGAAAAAUGCGUUAUGCUGUGCGGGAUUACCAAAUUCCGUCCAUAAAUCUGCUUCGCUCGUCUUUGAAGCCGCUGAACUGGCAGCAAUACGGUAUCUUCUGGGGCAGUCUAUGGAAAGGCAAAGAGAUCGAAGAGGACAGACUUCUCCCGCCAGAAAUUAAUUCUCAGUUAAGCACAUUGUUUGAAAGGUUAGGGUUGUCAUUUAUGGACAGCACCGACCCGGAAGCUGUUUCUCAGAUGAAGCACAGCCGUCAGCCGUGUAUGAGUUUAUCCAAGCUAUGUAUGAUCUAUGAUGGCCUUCUUGAGUGUAUUCAAACGCGAGACGAGGUGCGGCUAUACGCCUUCGCAAGGCUUCGGAGUCGCCUUCCCGUGUGCUGUUGGCGACAACUAGUGAUGCCAGUCAAUGUCAUCGAUCGCUACAUUCAGGGUCCUCAUCAAUUUGUCACCCUUGCUUGGCUAUGCCGCGGGGAAGUCGGGGCUUGUGAGCUCAAUGAUCCAGAAUACACAGAGAGUAUAAUUCGCUGUGUUCUACAACCACCGCAGAACUUCAGUUAUUUUGCUGUUCGUCGUGAUCAACUAUCAACACAGCAGCGUUCAAACCAUUUCAUGGUUCUUCUAGAGCACGGCAUCAGAAUUGAACAUGUCGGAAAGCCGGAUGGAUUGACAGCUUUCCUCCGAUAUCUACAACUCUCAAAUCAGUUCUCGCGGAGUGGCUAUGGCAACCUAUCCGUCAUUGACAUUUGCAUCAACUUCAAACGUAUAGCACAAAAGCAAUGCAUCCAGGCCAGUACGAGAUUCUACAUGACAGGAGCAUUGCCUGAUAGGGAAGAAAGCACGACUGGAUACUCCAAUACGGCACUUCAUGAUAGUGUAAUUGCAGGCAACUAUUUAGCUGUGGAAACUCUGGUUCGAUCUGGUUUCGUCGUCAAUGCAUUGAAUGGCGAGAGCAAAACUGCGCUGUAUCUCGCGCUUCAGCAGCAAAAGAACCAGCAAGAGCAAAAGAUGUUGAGUCGGACUUCUGAGCAGCCAGAUUCCACAGCUCUGUUUCGGAUAAUUGCCCUACUGCGCCAGAAUAGCGGCUAUGAGAUUGAAAUGACGACCCUUGCCUGGAAAGGCAAAGAUAUGCCCUUGGGGUGGCAAAGGCUGCCUUUAGUGCCCUUAGUGCCUAACAGCUCAGUCGGGUCAAUCGAUGUUUAUCACGACAUCUUGUCUGAAUCAUUCACUUUCCAUCUUCCAAAGUUCUCCAUAUUUGAGGAUCGACGCUUGGCACUCGGUAUGCGACGUUUCUCAACUUAUGGACAAACAUACUACCUGGAUCUCUUUCGCUUCAUCUCUCCAUCUCACGCCGAGCUUGUGACCGAGAAUUUGAUUUCGGAAAUAGAGAUCUAUGAUGAUGUAUGGUUCCAAAGUGAGCCAUCUUUAGCCGGCGUGGCCUUUUCGUUAGAGCCAAGGACAUCAUUGACGAAAAGGAAUCUCGCAUCCGUGAGGCGAAAACGCCAACAGAUCCAUAGAAGAAAAUUCUCUCUGCGGUGGAUUAUUGAUUAUUUGAAGCUUUCAUAG
Messenger RNA from Penicillium nucicola, 2808 nucleotides. RefSeq lists its product as uncharacterized. Gene Ontology annotation, biological process: protein phosphorylation. Lineage: Eukaryota; Fungi; Ascomycota; Eurotiomycetes; Eurotiales; Aspergillaceae. The transcript has a single exon. The record is from RefSeq and is a predicted model, not a curated record. Gene Ontology annotation, molecular function: protein kinase activity; ATP binding. The coding region runs from base 1 to 2808 and encodes 935 amino acids.